UCUUUAUUGUCUAACACUUCUAAGAACGAAAUCGCAUCGCAUUGAUAAUUAACUCAUUAAACAAAACUUUAUUAUCUAAACAAACAAAAUUUUAUCCUCAACGUAAGUACGGGUUGAAGUCCCCAGUCGCCGGCUUAUAUAAAACUAGUUUAUUAAACAAAUAAUGCUGGAGUAGGUACCUAUCGUUUAGUAUUUUAAAACCUGCUUAACGUGUAUAUAAAUACGUAUAAAUACAUUGAUCCAACGUACUAACCGGUCAGUCGGUAGUUUUCCUUGAAGCGCGCGCGUACUAGUCAUCGUAUAGUGAAUAAAAAAAUGCCCAGCGCAAGUUGACGCGAGUGCCUAAUAUCGCAAAACGUGGAACACUUAUAUUUAAUUUCAUUGACAAUUAAAAGUAACGUUAGAAAUAUGCAGUUCAUAGUGUUUUUAGUGAGUUGUGUGGCGUUGUGCUACGGAAAAAGUCUAGAUACGAGUGUAGCGGACGCGGCUUCUAAUGCUACGGUACUCCAUAGUGGAUUGUCGGAAAAAAUAGGGAACUUUUCCAUCGAAGUUUUAUUCCACACGUCUAAAACUUUGCAAGAUGGGGAGAACUUUAUUAUGUCCCCUAUCACAGUGUGGAGUGUAUUAUCCGUCAUAGCGGAAGGCGCGUCGGGUACAACGAGAAAAGAAAUAAAUAACUUGCUUCGACUAUCCGUGAGGAACCGCGACGCCACACGAAUCGGCUUCAGAAACAUCACCCAGUGGCUACAAGUCAAUACCAACACAGUACAACUAGCUAAAAUAAACGCUAUAUUUGUUGACAAAGACCGUCUGCCACUACAAGACUUCCAGGAAAUAGCUAAAUAUUAUUACCAGACAGAAACGGUACCGCUAGACUUUAAGGACAGUGAAAAAGCUGCUUCUGUCUUGAACGGUGCUAUAUCAAACAUUACACAUGGGAAAAUCCCACACAUGGUUGAUGCCAGCUAUUUUCAAGGAACACAGAUGGUGUCUACCAGUGCUCUUUACUUUAAAGGACAGUGGACAGUGCCAUUCAAUUCAUCAUCAACAACGAAAAUGCCUUUCUAUGACACACAUGGACAAAAGAUGGGCGAAGUCAACAUGAUGUACAACAGAUACACUUACCCAUUCUCCAACAUUAAAGCACUCCAAGCCAGAGUAAUAGAAUUACCUUAUGGAAGCGAAAACAGACUUUCCAUGAUCAUAAUGCUGCCAAACCCUGGUGUUUCUCUAGAAGAUAUGUUUGCAAACUUCAAAACUGUAAACCUAGAUACAUUCUUUGAAGAAUUAAGAUUGUCCAAAGAAGAAUAUUCAGAUGAUGAAGUAGAUUGCUUCAUUCCUCGGUUCAAAAUUAAAUCUGAUCUUGAUUUGACCAAUGUACUGAAGAACCGUUUAGGAGUUGUAGAUCUAUUUGAGCCAUCAAAGGCUCAGUUACCUUUCCUGUCUAGAACUCCAUUGUAUGUCUCAAAAAUUGUGCACAAAGCUGAGAUAGAAGUGACUGAAGAGGGUACUGAGGCGGCCGGAGUGACCGCAGCUGAAUUCAGUAACAGAAUAGGAGUUGUACAGUUCCAAGCGAACAGACCUUUCACAUACAUGAUCAUCGAAAAAGUUACAAACUCUAUUGUUUUCGGUGGCUUCUAUAAAACGCCAUCUCUGUACUGAACGAUGAAUGAAAAACAAUGAAAUUGAUUGUACAAAGCCUGCAUUUUAAAAAUAGGAGCUUAUUAGCUGUUUGAAUAAAGAAUUGAAGGAUUAAAUUCAACUUAUACUGUUAGAACAAGGAAAUAAUUAUGUUGAAAUGGUUUAUUCCAUGUGCGAGGAGUGCUUGGUUUUACAAUAAUGACUACAAGUAUAAAAUAUUAUCAGUGUUAUUGUGUACAUAAUUAAACAUCAAGAUAGUGGCAAUACAAGUUCUUGAAUGUCAAAAGCCACAAGAUUAUAACCUUAGGAAUUUUAUUACUGUAUAUUUAUAAUUUUUUAUCACUGCAAGAUUGUAUUUUUCAUAUGCAAAAGUUUAAUAAUCUGCUCAUAGCAAUAAUUAUUAAUAAUUUCGAUUUGAUUUUGCUGUAUUUUCCUACAUUGUUAAAUAAGACUAUAUGCAUAGCUAUUGACACUUAAUUAAGUGCAUUUAAAAGCCAUGAUAAGUCCAUCAAUCCUGCAGUUUGCAUUUACAAACUUUGAUUUGCAAUAUAGAACUCUAAAGCUAUAUCAUUAAGGUUGACAAUUGUUCAUUAGGUUGCUCUCUAAUUGACAUGUAAAUGAGUUGUUUUGUUCAGUUGUGUGGUACAUUUUAGGGAAAUAGCAUGUUUUCCUUAAUGACUAGCAGACAGACAAAUGAUUGGAAAGAAUUGUGUCAAUUUAAAUUAUGGACUGCCCUCAUGCGGGAUUUUACAAUUUGUAUCCUUAAACCUUGGGUAGUUCCGCAAAAACAAUGUUUUAAAUUAUUAGUAACGCUCUGUGCGGUUUUUUGUAAAUACCUAUUUGUUAUUUUUUUCUUGUAAUUUUGCGGUUAGAACCGUUUCUGAGUAACUAUGUAUUUUAUAUGUACCCAUUGUGUGUAAUAGUUAAUUUUCAUAUGUAAAACAUCUGUAAAUAGUCUUUAAAUAUUAUUUUUUCAAUUUUGAGUUUGAAAGGAUUCUUGUUCCAAAAACUGAACAUGUUUUUUAAUCUUUGCAUAAAUUAAAGUCAAGUUUGAACGAAAUUAAGAAAUAACAGGAAAAAUCCUUUCAAAAGGUUACACAUUUGUUUUUGGAAUUUUAAUGCGUUCUCAGUUUACCAAUGGGUCUAAUGUAUGUUUUUCAUUACCAUACAAAAGAAAAUGAACUUUGUUUCAAGAGAAAUAAAGUUCAAAGUACCAUCGACCUUAUCCUGAGACUGCAUUGAUGCGUCAAUUAAUUUUCGACUUUAUUUCAAAAAGGUUAAAGUUUUUUUUUUGUAUUGUGAUUAAUAGCCAGUCAGAAAGGAUACUCAUUCCUUUAAAAUCAUGGUUGAAUACUAUCAAAGGCCUACAAUCGCAGACGUCAAUCUCUUAUUAAUAAUCUGCAUAAAAAAGUCAAAUUGUACGUCACAUGUGCAGUCGUGUAAAAAAAUUGUUGUACUCACUGCUAUGAAAUUAAACAUUAAUUUAUUCAUGUU
Molecule: messenger RNA, 3135 nt
Organism: Helicoverpa armigera (cotton bollworm)
Lineage: Eukaryota; Metazoa; Arthropoda; Insecta; Lepidoptera; Noctuidae
Gene: serpin-4
Product: serine protease inhibitor 77Ba
Exons: 1
Coding region: 409-1662 (417 amino acids)
Molecular function (GO): serine-type endopeptidase inhibitor activity
Source: RefSeq, a predicted model, not a curated record